Truncatella angustata is the source of this 2472-nucleotide messenger RNA. RefSeq names its product elongation factor 2. Gene Ontology annotation, cellular component: ribonucleoprotein complex; cytosol. Lineage: Eukaryota; Fungi; Ascomycota; Sordariomycetes; Amphisphaeriales; Sporocadaceae. The record is from RefSeq and is a predicted model, not a curated record. Gene Ontology annotation, biological process: translational elongation. Gene Ontology annotation, molecular function: translation elongation factor activity; GTPase activity; GTP binding. Bases 1 to 2472 code for a protein of 823 amino acids. The transcript has 2 exons.
AUGUCCGUCAUUGCCCACGUCGAUCACGGCAAGUCUACCCUGACCGACUCCCUUCUCGCCAAGGCUGGUAUCAUCUCCAGCGCAAAGGCCGGUGAUGCUCGUUCCAUGGACACCCGUGCCGACGAGCAGGAGCGUGGUAUUACCAUCAAGUCGACCGCCAUCUCCCUGUACGGUCAGCUCCCCUUCGAGGAGGAUCUCAAGGACAUCGUCAACCAGAAGACCGACGGUAACGGUUUCUUGAUCAACUUGAUCGAUUCCCCCGGUCACGUUGAUUUCUCAUCUGAGGUCACUGCUGCCCUGCGUGUCACUGAUGGUGCUCUCGUCGUCGUCGACACCGUUGAGGGUGUCUGUGUCCAGACCGAGACCGUCCUGCGUCAGGCUCUUGGUGAGCGCAUCAAGCCCGUUGUUGUCAUCAACAAGGUCGAUCGUGCUCUCCUCGAGCUUCAGGUUUCCAAGGAGGACUUGUACCAGUCUUUCUCCCGUACCAUCGAGUCCGUCAACGUCGUCAUCUCCACGUACCUUGACAAGGCUCUUGGUGACCUCCAGGUCUACCCUGACAAGGGUACGAUUGCUUUCGGUUCCGGUCUGCACGGUUGGGCUUUCACCAUCCGUCAGUUCGCUACCCGUUACGCCAAGAAGUUCGGUGUCGACCGUAACAAGAUGAUGGAGCGUCUCUGGGGUGACAACUACUUCAACCCCCACACCAAGAAGUGGACCACCAAGAGCUCCCACGAGGGCAAGCAACUUGAGCGUGCCUUCAACCAGUUCAUCUUGGACCCCAUCUUCAAGAUCUUCUCCUCUGUCAUGAACUUCAAGAAGGAGGAGAUUGCCACUCUUCUCAGCAAGCUUGACCUUAAGCUCACCGCUGAGGACCGUGACAAGGAGGGCAAGCAGCUCCUCAAGGCCGUCAUGAAGACUUUCUUGCCCGCUGCUGACUGUCUCUUGGAGAUGAUGAUUCUCCACCUUCCUUCUCCCGUCACUGCCCAGAGAUACCGUGCUGAGAUGUUGUACGAGGGUCCCGCUGAUGACGAGGCCGCUAUCGCCAUCCGCGACUGCAACCCCAAGGGACCUCUUAUGCUCUACGUCUCCAAGAUGGUGCCCACCUCUGAUAAGGGUCGUUUCUACGCUUUCGGUCGUGUCUUCUCUGGUACCGUCAAGUCUGGCCUCAAGGUCCGUAUCCAGGGUCCCAACUACACCCCUGGCAAGAAGGAGGAUCUCUUCAUCAAGGCUAUCCAGCGUACCGUCCUGAUGAUGGGUGGCAAGGUUGACCCCAUUGAUGACAUGCCUGCUGGUAACAUCGUCGGUCUCGUUGGUAUUGACCAGUUCUUGCUCAAGUCUGGUACUCUUACCACCCUCGACACCGCCCACAACCUGAAGGUCAUGAAGUUCUCCGUCUCUCCUGUCGUGCAGCGAUCCGUCCAGGUCAAGAACGCUCAGGAUCUGCCCAAGCUCGUCGAAGGUCUCAAGCGUCUCUCCAAGUCCGACCCUUGUGUCCUGACCAUGUCCAACGAGUCUGGUGAGCACGUCGUUGCUGGUGCCGGUGAGUUGCACUUGGAGAUUUGCUUGAAGGAUCUCGAGGAGGACCACGCCGGUGUUCCCCUCAUCAUCUCCGACCCUGUCGUCCAGUACCGUGAGACCGUUGUUGGCAAGUCCAGCAUCACUGCUCUGUCCAAGUCUCCCAACAAGCACAACCGUAUCUACAUGGUUGCCGAGCCCAUCGAUGAGGAGCUUGCCAAGACCAUCGAGGACGGCAGAAUCGGACCCCGAGACGAUUUCAAGGCUCGUGCCCGUAUCUUGGCCGACGACUUCGGCUGGGAUGUCACCGAUGCCCGAAAGAUUUGGUGUUUCGGUCCCGAUACCACUGGUGCCAACUUGCUUGUCGACCAGUCCAAGGCUGUCCAGUACCUCAACGAAAUCAAGGAUUCCGUUGUCUCCGGUUUCCAGUGGGCUUCCCGCGAGGGUCCCGUUGCCGAGGAGCCCAUGCGUGCCGUUCGUUUCAACAUCAUGGAUGUUACCCUGCACGCUGACGCCAUCCACCGCGGUGGUGGCCAGAUCAUCCCUACUACCCGCCGUGUCCUGUACGCCGCAGCCCUGCUCGCCGACCCUGCUCUUAUGGAGCCCGUCUUCUUGGUCGAGAUCCAGGUUCCCGAGUCCGCCAUGGGUGGUGUCUACGGUGUCCUCACCCGCCGAAGAGGUCACGUCUUCAACGAGGAGCAGCGUCCCGGUACUCCUCUCUUCACCAUCAAGGCUUACCUGCCCGUCAUGGAGUCUUUCGGUUUCAACGCCGAUCUGCGCCAGGGUACAUCCGGCCAGGCCUUCCCCCAGCUGGUGUUCGAUCACUGGCAGCACUUGCCUGGUGGCUCGCCCCUCGACGAGAAGUCCAAGGUCGGUACCAUCGUUACUGAGAUGCGUAAGCGCAAGGGUCUCAAGGUUGAUGUGCCCGAUGUCAGCAACUACUACGACAAGCUAUAA